ACUCGCGAGAGGUGUGGUGUGCGCCAGAGGCGUUGGAGGCGGACUAGAUCCGCGCUGUGGGGUGGACGUGGGCGGGCAAAUUAAAACGCUCAGCCCAAUGGAAAAGAAGGGAUCAGGUGCCCGGGGCCACACAGGUCGCCGGGAAUUAGGCGGUGAGAGCCAAGGGCGGAGUUUGAGAAAGGGGCUGCGCUCAAGCCGUUCCAGGAGCGAAGGCCCUUCAGCCAUGACCUCCACCGGCCAAGAUUCUUCUACCAGGCAGCGAAAGAGUAGGCACAAUCCCCAGUCGCCCCCUCAGGACUCCAGCGCCACCUUGAAGCGAAGUGUUAAGAAGGGUACUGUAUCCCACUCCAGCCCCAAUCUAGCAGAGGUAAAGAAGAAAGGGAAAAUGAAGAAGCUCAGCCAAACGGUUGAAGAAGACCUGAUCGUGGGGCUUCAAGGGCUGGAUAUGGACCCUGAGACAAGAGUAUUGGUUGGUACUGGAUUGGUGUUUGAUGAGCAACUAAAUGACUUCCACUGCCUUUGGGAUGACAGUUUCCCUGAAUGCCCUGAGCGGCUCCAUGCCAUCAAAGAGCAGCUGAUCCUGGAGAGCCUGCUGGACCGCUGUGUGUCCUUUCAGGCCCGGUUUGCUGAGAAGGAGGAGCUGAUGUUGGUUCACAGCCUGGAAUACAUUGAUCUGAUGGAAACAACCCAGUACAUGAAUGAAGGAGAACUUCGCAUACUAGCAGGCACCUAUGAUUCCGUCUAUCUGCAUCCGAACUCAUACUCAUGUGCCUGCCUGGCCACAGGCUCUGUCCUCAGGCUGGUAGAUGCGGUCCUGGGGGCUGAGAUUCGGAAUGGCAUGGCCGUCAUCAGGCCUCCUGGACACCAUGCCCAGCGCAGUCUUAUGGAUGGGUACUGCAUGUUCAACCAUGUGGCUGUGGCUGCCCGCUAUGCUCAAAAGAAGCACCGCAUUCAGAGGGUUCUGAUCGUGGAUUGGGAUGUGCACCAUGGUCAAGGAACACAGUUCACCUUUGACCAGGACCCCAGUGUCCUUUAUUUCUCCAUCCACCGAUAUGAACAAGGUCGGUUCUGGCCCCACCUUAAAGCUUCUAACUGGUCCACAGUAGGUUUAGGCCAAGGCCAAGGAUAUACUAUCAAUGUACCUUGGAACCAGGUGGGGAUGCGGGACAUUGACUACAUUGCUGCAUUCCUGCACAUCCUGAUGCCAGUUGCCUUUGAGUUUCAGCCUCAGUUGGUCCUGGUGGCUGCUGGAUAUGAUGCCCUCCAAGGAGACCCGAAGGGAGAGAUGGCUGCCACUCCAGCAGGAUUUGCCCACCUGACCCAUUUGCUCAUGGGUCUGGCAGGAGGCAGGUUGAUUCUGUCCCUGGAAGGCGGCUAUAACCUCCAUGCCCUGGCUAAGGGUGUCAGUGCAUCACUCCACACCCUUCUUGGAGACCCUUGCCCCAUGCUGGAGUCCCCUGGUGUACCUUGUGCAAGUGCCAAGACUUCGAUCUCCUGCACUCUAGAAGCCCAUGAACCCUUCUGGGAAUUCCUUGUGAGAUCAGUCGAGCCCCGGGAGGAAGAUGAAGUGGAGGAAGACAAGGUAGAAGAGGAAGAUGAGGGCCGCUGGGAGGUUGCUACGCUGCCGCUGGAUACAUGUAGAUGGCCAGUGCUGCAGGAUCGCACUGGGCUGGUCUAUGAUGAAAAAAUGAUGAGUCACUGCAACCUAUGGGACAAUCAUCAUCCUGAGACACCUCAGCGCAUCUUACGGAUCAUGUGCUACUUGGAGGAGCUGGGCCUUGCAGCACGCUGCCUCAUCCUACCUGUGCGGCCUGCCAUGGAUGCUGAGCUUCUUACUUGCCACAGUGCCGAGUACGUGGAGCGGAUCCGGGCCACAGAAAAGAUGAAAACCCGGGAGCUGCACCGCGAAGGUUCCAGCUUUGACUCCAUCUACAUCUGCCCCAGCACCUUUACCUGCGCACAGCUUGCCACGGGCGCUGCCUGCCACCUGGUGGAAGCUGUGCUUUCAGGAGAGGUUUUGAAUGGCAUUGCAAUAGUGCGCCCUCCGGGACACCAUGCAGAGCGGGAUGCUGCUUGUGGUUUCUGCUUUUUCAACUCUGUCGCUGUAGCUGCUCGCCAUGCCCAAGUCAUUGCCGGACGUGCCCUGCGGAUCCUGAUCGUAGACUGGGAUGUUCACCAUGGUAAUGGAACUCAGCACAUGUUUGAGGAUGACCCCAGUGUAUUAUACAUGUCCCUGCACCGGUAUGACCGUGGCACUUUCUUCCCCAUGGGGGAUGAGGGUGCUAGCAGCCAAGUAGGCCGAGCCGCAGGUACAGGCUUCACUGUCAAUGUGCCCUGGAAUGGACCCCGCAUGGGUGAUGGUGACUACCUGACUGCCUGGCAUCGUCUGGUACUUCCCAUUGCCUAUGAAUUUAACCCGGAACUCGUACUGGUUUCUGCUGGCUUUGAUGCUGCACAAGGGGACCCACUGGGUGGCUGCCAAGUGACACCUGAGGGUUAUGCCCACCUUACUCACCUACUGAUGGGCCUUGCCAAUGGCCGCAUUAUCCUCAUCCUCGAGGGUGGAUACAACUUGGCAUCCAUCUCUGAAUCUAUGGCUGCCUGCACCCAUUCCCUCCUUGGAGAUCCACCACCCACACUUACCUCACUGCGACCUCCACAGCCAGGAGCCCUGGCCUCAAUCACUGAGACCAUCCAAGUCCAUCGCAGAUACUGGCGCAGUUUGCGGAUGAUGAAGAUGGAAGACAAGGAAGAAUGCCCCAGUUCUAAGCCUGUCAUCAAGAAGCUGCCCAAAGCAACCAAUCCCGUGUCAGCUAAGGGAACGGCCACACCUUCUGGAAAGGGUCCAGAAGCAAGCAUGAGGAAGACUGCAGCAGCAGCAUCUGCAAAAGAAUCUCCGCUAGGCCAUACUAAGUCAAAGACAGCUAAGGCCGUGCUUGCUCAGGGCCAGUCCUCAGAACAGGCUGCCAGAGGAGCUUCACUGGACCAGGCCACCUCAAAGGAGACUUCUGUGAGAGGAACCACAAUAGACCAUCAUGCCUCAGUAGAAACCAUAAAAAAUACGCCUAACCAGAACACCGUCGAGGAUCCUGUGGGAGAAACUGAGCCAAUCCGAACUCCCCAAGCCUCGUGCGCAGACAAGCAGACUACAGAAGCUUCCCCUGUGCAGGGAGCCACAGCCCAGCAGUCCCCAGACCCAGUGAGCAGUCUCAGUGGGCGUCUCAGCACUUUGAAACUAAACAGUGCAGCUCUGGAGGUCUGUGACUAUGAGGCGGACCUUCUAGGAGAAGCAGCUGGAGGGCAGGACAUGAACAGCUUGAUGCUGACACAAGGAUUUGGGAACUUUAAUGCCCAGGAUGUCUUUUAUGCUGUGACCCCACUAUCCUGGUGUCCCCACUUGGUGGCAGUAUGCCCCAUUCCUGCAGAAGGCCUGGAUACGGCCCAACCAUGUAAGACCUGUGGGACACUCCAGGAGAACUGGGUGUGUCUGACUUGCUAUCAGGUGUACUGCAGUCGCUAUGUCCGUGCCCAUAUGGUCCACCACCACGAAGCCUCUGAGCACCCGUUAGUCCUCAGCUGUGUUGACCUGUCUACCUGGUGUUACGUCUGCCAGGCUUAUGUCCACCACCAGGAUCUCCAGGAAGUGAAGAGCGCUGCUCACCAGAGCAAGUUUGGGCAGGACAUGCCCCACUCACACUAAGUCCCAGAACAAGCUGCUGCCUUCUGAGGCCCCAGACAGCAGCUUAGUACACUGCAACCUGUACCUUGGAUGAGGGUGGCCUCACUUGAAUCCAUCCUGAAUAUCCUUUGUACAGUGCUUACUUAAGUGCACAUCCUUUUAAAAGGACUUAUAAUGUUCGGUUGUAAAUCUGCCCCUGCUCACUGCCUGCUCGAGGAACGUUACUGUUCUACCCCAGAAGGAAGGAGGGACAACUUAGGAGCUGAAAUCACAAGGAUGACAUGGAAGGGUACAACUGGCAGUUAUAGCAGGCUUGCAUAUUUAAUAAAGUUUAAGUUGUUACAAAACCUGAAGAAA
Molecule: messenger RNA, 4036 nt
Organism: Microtus ochrogaster (prairie vole)
Lineage: Eukaryota; Metazoa; Chordata; Mammalia; Rodentia; Cricetidae
Gene: Hdac6
Product: histone deacetylase 6
Biological process (GO): epigenetic regulation of gene expression
Cellular component (GO): histone deacetylase complex
Molecular function (GO): histone deacetylase activity; zinc ion binding
Source: RefSeq, a predicted model, not a curated record